AUGGACGGUGGGACUUGUCCCACCGAUGCAGGCGAGGCAGCAGACAUGCUGAACACCUUGAUGGAGUUAGGUUUGGUUGGCCAGAGGCUCACGGUGAGCCUGGGCAGUGAAGACUCACUUGCAGCCCAACUGGCGGACAAGAUGGGCAUUGAACGCAAAGCAUGGCACCUCGACUUCGUGAAAGGCCAGGUCAAGUCGGCGGUGAUGAUGGAGGACUUGGAGGCCAGGGCUAGUGGAAGUUGUGCAUCUAGCUCCGUACGGGGCAUCCAGGAUGCAAUGUAUGUGAAUGAGAAGUCGAAGGUGAAGGCACUUGAGCCAACGGAUCCGGUUGUGGUUAUUACUCCUAGGCCCAAGAAAGGACUCUUGGGGAAGAGCGUGAUGUUGAGAAGUGGAAGAAUGGUGACAGAAGAAGUUGUUGCAGUUGAGAAGUUGGUGAGUGAGCUCCAGACCUACGAUGCGCCAGUACUCAAGGAGGUAUCUUGGGUACUGGCAGAAGGUCCGUAUGUGGGCAGGUAUGACGUCGAAACCUGGCCAGAGGCCGACAUCUAUGCAGUGGGUGGAUUACCUCUACGCAAGGGAGGAGGAAGGGAUGGGCCCUUCUGUUCCCUUGGCUGCAAGCUCGGCAGUCACGUGGUUCCAGAAGACGGCUGGGUUGAGGGAUGA
Durusdinium trenchii is the source of this 663-nucleotide messenger RNA. Lineage: Eukaryota; Dinophyceae; Suessiales; Symbiodiniaceae. The record is from the annotation of a GenBank genome assembly.